This is a messenger RNA of Dinoponera quadriceps, 8446 nucleotides long. RefSeq names its product voltage-dependent L-type calcium channel subunit beta-2 (gene Ca-beta). Bases 1160 to 2656 code for a protein of 498 amino acids. The transcript is spliced from 12 exons. Gene Ontology annotation, cellular component: voltage-gated calcium channel complex. Gene Ontology annotation, biological process: chemical synaptic transmission; neuromuscular junction development; calcium ion transmembrane transport. Gene Ontology annotation, molecular function: high voltage-gated calcium channel activity; protein binding. NCBI's taxonomy places the organism in Eukaryota, Metazoa, Arthropoda, Insecta, Hymenoptera, Formicidae. The record is from RefSeq and is a predicted model, not a curated record.
GUCAGUGCGCGCAGGCACCGCCGACCAAUCGCUCUCGCGGACUCCGCGUCGCGACCGUCGUUGCGAAGGCCCGACGCAGGGGUGAAAGCUCGCGUGUCGUGGUUACGCGCGAUGCCACGCACGCGAACCACCAACGCCUCGGGAACGAUGUUUCGUUUGCGGUGCGAUCGCAGGAACCCUUCGACAUUCACGAGAUACGAAUUUUGCCCCCUUUGAAUCGUCGCCCGAAAGCGUUCUGUGAUAUAUUGGAGUGCUAGUAUAGGACGCGGUUUUACGUGCGCUCAAGGUGCUCUCAGAACCCCUGAAACGGAAAAUAGUCGCUUAUAUCGAGGAGGAAAAAAGGCUUUCCAAAGUGAACGGGUGAUCCAUUCGGUGCUUGCAUGGGGUCUUCUUGGUGUGGAGGAGAGUUCAUGUAUGGGGGUGAGAGGAGAGAGAGAGGGAGAAUGUCGAGAUUAAGGAGAAUAGCAGAGGAAUAAUAGAGCGGAUAGGACAUACGCAGAUAGAAGUUAAUAAGACCGACGCUAUUUGUCGAUCGGUUGGCGAGCUGGAACGUGGAAACUGUACUCGAGGUUGCACGAUGUCGUUGACCUGCUUCCAGGCGCCACGGUGCUGCGGUGUACCAUCGGUUUAGCGGCUCGGUUCGACGCAAAUUAGAUGCUAGGUCAUCAUCUGUUAUACUGAGGAUUUGAUAAGAGAGGAACUUUUGAGAGAGAAUCGGGGACUUGAUAAGAGAGGAACUUUUGAGAGAGAAUCGAAUUUUAUUAUUAUUUUAUUAUUAUUCGCCAUGAGCCCGGAAUACACCGUAGCUUGCUACUGUGAGACGAUGCUGCUCGUUCGAGAAUAGAUCAGGACUUGUGCUUGGAUGGCUUGCAAACGAAAGCGAAAAAAGCCUGAGACGCGACAAAUCUGAGGGAAGCUCUGGGGAGCCCCACGCCACUGCGCCAUUCAACAUGGCGUAGCGGCGCGAACUUCGAACGUCAGUGCAAUAUAAACGUGUAUUCCGACGAGAAUCUCGCACUUGAGGAACAACCAUGAGGUAGCGUGUGCUAAGCGAGAGCUUAGAGCACCAGCCGGAUAAACUUCGUAUCCGAAUCGGGACGUAGGCGGAUAAGGACCAUCAGAAGAACGGCCUUGGCGUUCAUGCUGGCGAGUCCCGGCGAUGAUUGGAUACAGUCAACACAAUUCCGGCUAUAACAAGCUAUUCACCCAGGGCUCGGCGGACUCGAACUACUCGCAGCCGAGCUCGGAUCUCUCGCUGGACGAGGAGAAGGAAAGCUUGAGACGCGAAAAGGAGAAGCAGGCCCUCAAUCAACUCGAAAAAGCCAGGACGAAGCCGGUAGCGUUUGCAGUGCGAACCAACGUGAGCUAUGACGGAUCCGUCGACGAUGAUUCACCCGUCCACGGCUCGGCCGUCAGCUUUGACGUUCGCGAUUUUCUUCACAUCAAGGAAAAGUACGACAACAACUGGUGGAUCGGCAGGCUCGUGAAAGAGAAUUGCGACGUGGGUUUCAUCCCGUCACCGGUGAAGCUGGAGGCUUUAAGGUUGCAGGCGAACGCCGCGCGUGGCUCGAAGGGUCUCUACUUGGCACGAGGGUCUUCAGGGAACCUUGAGAGUGGUAUGCCCUCACGUGGUUCCACACCACCUACGCCAGGUGACGACAGCGACAGCGUCGGGAACGUGCGACCCGGCAAGGCGACCCUGACGACACCACCUGCGAAGGAGAAGCGGAAGAACUUCUUCAAAAAGCCGUCCUACGAGACGACAGCUCCCUACGACGUGGUACCUUCCAUGAGGCCAGUGGUGUUGGUCGGGCCGUCGCUCAAGGGCUACCAGGUGACGGACAUGAUGCAGAAAGCGCUCUUCGAUUUUCUCAAACAUCGUUUCGAAGGCAGGAUUAUAAUCACGAGGGUAAUGGCGGAUAUUUCGUUAGCGAAGAGAUCGCUGCUGAACAAUCCAACGAAAAGAGCGCUCAUGGAUCAUCGGACCAACAAGAACAGUUGUUUAGCGGAAGUUCAGCAGGAGAUCGAGAGGAUUUUCGAGCUUGCCAGGACUCUUCAGUUAGUUGUUCUCGACUGCGACACCAUAAAUCACCCGUCGCAGCUGGCGAAGACCAGCCUGGCGCCCACGAUCGUCUACUUGAAAAUUUCCUCGCCGAAAGUCCUGCAAAGGCUGAUCAAGACCCGAGGAAAAUCGCAGAUACGUCACCUGAGUGUACAAAUGGUGGCCGCGGAGAAGCUGUCACAAUGUCCGCCGGAGAUGUUCGAUGUCAUCCUGGACGAGAAUCAGCUGGAGGAAGCAUGCGAACACGUAGCCGAGUACCUGGAAGCUUAUUGGAGAGCCACGCAUCCGCCAGACAUCUCCACGGUGCCACGUGCCGUGCCAGCACCUGAUGCACCUGUAGAUACGUUAACGCAACGCGUGCCAUCAGGUGCCCAUCACGAGAGUUACUACGGUCACGAGCCAAGAGGAUCCGGCUCGUACAGCGGUGGACACGUCAGCGGCGGGACGAGAAGAUCGCGGCUGGAGCGAAUGGAUCGCGAUCGGGGCGAUCGCGGGGAGCACGAUUACGGCACCGAGGAAGAGUACGGCGUCGACUACGGCAGUGCCUCGAGGCGUCGUCAGCAGCAGGACUCGCGUGCUCUUAACGCUAUUUAGGAGCUGGGGCCCCGGGGCCUGUCGCUACAGCGCUGUCCCCACCUGCGCACCACCGCCCUUUAGUGAGCUCACCUCCCGGUAACGCUGCCGAAUGUAGGAAGUGCGCAACGCUACCUCGCGAUAAGAUCGCUGCGCUCUGUUAGUGGGGCUGUUUCCUGUCGCGCUACUCGCUAAAAAAGUAACCAAGAGAGAGAGAGAGAAAAGCAGAAAUCCAGAAACCUCGGCUGAAUGCCACGCCAUUUCCGCGCGCUCUUGACCGAGCGAGCCUAGAAACACACCGUGUAUCAUAUCGAUUCUCUAUCCGAACGCACCUCGAUGACCUCGAAAAGAAAGAAACACCGUCGACAACCUAUCUCCGCGUACUCUCGUCCGACUGGGGAACCUCGCUGUCUGUUGUAAACCGCCGGUCGCCCGCAACGUGCACGCUAAUCCCGCAUUAUUAUGUUCCACGCGUUCUACGCUUUCACCUUCAUUCGCGCUGCUUGUAACCGCGACUGUGUAACACACGACACCUCAUCGCCCGAUCGUAGCUAAUUCAGUCGCGGCUCUGUAACCGUCGCAGUAUUUUCCGCCACGCUCGGAGCGUGCGUUCUUAUCUUCCGGGAGCUCCUGCGCCUGCAACACCGCUACAAUGUUUGCUGUUCACUAAUGUUCUUUUACAUCGCCGGGUGGUUCAAUAACGCCCACUGUCGAUUUCAUUGUAUGUGGCUGGCGCUUCGUCGACUGUCACGCUGGAUCCCAAUGCGAGAGCCUCAACAGGCCUAAAUUCUGCGGCCGUCUCGCGCGAUCCAAGACAGAAUCACAUCUCUUAAGAUCGGGUUUAAGCGGUGAUCGACCUGAUCUGUCACAACCGAGAAUUUUAACGUGACACUUCCCUUAUUAUUCUCGAUUAUCUACGAAUGUGAUUAUUAAUCAAUUCGUUCGCUGCUUAGAUCUUGGCUGGAUCUUCAAUGGCGUAGUAUAAGCUUGCAGCUUUUUGCUCUAAGUAGUAAAUCGUAAUGCAAUUUCUAGCGAAAAGCGUUUCCAGCUCUACCAAAAGUCGCGAUUCCUAAAACUUGUUACGUUAUUGCGAGUUUGGCAGCGCAGAGAGCGCCUUUUGUCAGAACUUACGUUUGAUCGCUCAGAGCAAAAGAUUAAACGCCUACUACCUCUAUCGUAAAUCCGGACUUACUGCUCACACCGUUUUUCUGUGUCCAACACGUUGCCAACCGCACGUGUUACACUUCAUUGGCUUUGAGACUUCGAUAAAUCAUUUCUAAUUAGAUAAAUGAGAGCGUCACUUUAGCAAACGGAUAACGAAGCUUCUACGGAAGCUCACGCUUAAUAUGAACGGCAUCGCCCUCGGCGUGUUAAUAAUGAAUCAGCGAAGGCUGUUCCACUGUUAAAAAACGACGAUGAAACAAACUGAAAGCUUUCCUUCCCUCUUCUGAUAUGCUGACGUUCAUCGACAGCGUGCACGUACGGCUACCAGGGUUAACACUCACUUCGAUAACCGAAAGCCGCUCAUUGUCGAACUACGCGUACAAAUACACAAGCAAGGUCGUCGUUAUUCCCGCGCGUAUCCGGACGAGUUCCGUCAGCGCAUCACCAAUCGCACACGUCACCUGUACCUGCGGAAACAUAUUUUCACGUCUUUACGCCGCGUCUCGCUUCGUCUCUCGAACGAACCCUGAUCAAUGUCGCCUGCCAUCCUGACGAUGUUAUCCGCGAUUGCGGACUUAUACUACUGGUUGAUCACACACCGCCGAAUAAUCCACUCGCACAAAAUAUCAUGGAAGUGUACACCGAUGUGACGUAAGCUACAUUUAAGAACUCUGGCUGUAUUAUGUCGACCACGUCGAAGCAUUCAUCAUAACGAUCGCCGUUAGCAGUGUCGACCGCGCGUUAUAAUGCUGACACCGUGUGAUUGUUAACCCCUGACGAGAUGAUGAUGAUAUAUCUCUGUAUCGCAUCCUCGUGAGAUCUCUCUCACGUCCACUUCGCGCCGAGGAAGAACAACGUUGUUGAAUAAUCCCUUGAAAAGAUAGGCACCCCGGCUCUAUCCAGUGCUCCUUCGUCGAGCGCGCUACUCAAAGUCGUUCGCACACUCAACCGAGGACCCUGCACACUUUUUUCACGCGAGGAUACCGUACUCGCUCUCGAAUCUUCUCGCACAGGUCUCGGGCACGACUGCGAAGGAAAUCCGUAACGCGAGAAAUGAUCGGGACGACUUCAACGCACGCGACGAGACGCCCCCUUCAUGUUGAAUUGACGAUUGGGAUUUCACUCUGGUUAUCAAUUGCGAUCGGUUAAUUAAUUGUUAAAUCGGUAAUCUUCAUGUAUACAUCUCGACACAUACACAGACUCUCGUGUCUCCGGUGGAUUCUACUUCUAGAUACGUAUUACUUGCCAAAUCCCAAAAUCAUUGCGAUGAGGAUGGACUUCUUCCAACGUUCACGCGCGAGUUUUCUAAGUAUAUCGAGUGAAAUCAUCGCGAAAACACACGUGUUAAUUAAGGAUUCGAGUAUAACGUAACGAUCGUUUAUUAAACGAUCUUCCUGACAGGAGCUUUGGUCGAGUCGAAACGAUCUUCCAGUGUCCUUGUCAUCGCAGUACACGCAGGACAAACCCCAUUUGCGGAACCAGCUCGACGACACUAGUAGACGCGCGAGAUAAUCGCGUGGAACGAAGAGACCAAGAUAGAAAGUGCACUCGAAAGAAAGUGAAGAGAGAGAGAGAGCCCUGGGGCCUUAAUUCCUGCACUGACUCCUCCCAGGCCCCAAAACCACAUCUUUAUGUGAGACAGCGAUCGGCGAUCGACGCGGAACCGAAUGUCUUCUCGCGAUUGGGAGAAAUCUACGAGAAACGAUUGAUUUCCACUCCAGAAUCGAAUUGUAGAAAACGAUAAAAUGACGAUAUUGAUCGCAGCCGGGGCGAACUAACGAUCGUCUGGAGAAGCGACCCGCGAUCGAUGUAACAGCUAAUUCCGCUCGUAAUUGAAACGAAAGUAGAGAAAAAAAGAGCUUCAACGGGUCUCCGAAGCUAAUCGCUAAGAUUUCAAUUCGAUCGUCGAUCGUGGCAGCAAACGUCGCCGCCGUAAUUUAACGAUCACCGCUGAGGAGCGAUCCACGAUCGACGCGGCUCCGCAACCUCUCGAAUUUGAUCGUAGAAACUGAAAUCCGCCGUCAAACGUGACGGCGCGAACGUAGCUGAAGCGACUUAACGAUCAAAGUAGUGAUAGUUACCAUCGAUCACGUAAUUAAAUUAGACGAAAUAACGUAAAGACGAGGUCUUCUGGGGGAAUUUUUCAUUUGCGAGACGAGACACGCUGACGAUAGCUCGAGAUCGGAAAAUGUUGGUGCGCUGAAAGUUGCUCCGUUGAAAGCUCCGUUAAAAGUUUUCGAUCGGGCGCGUCGACAAUCUGUCGCGCCGCCAAAGAUAUGUUUAUACAUUUUAUUAGAGUUAUGCAACAGUGUAUGUGUACGUACGUGUGUGUUUGUGUGUAUAUAAAUACACAUACGUUCACAUAUACGACACCGAAGAGAAGACACUUUGUGUAUAUAGUAUACAUAUAUACAUAUAAAUUGUACACAAACGGCAAGUGACUGUUCUACGAUAUCACUCGGCAAAUUUUCACCGAGAUAAGACAGGUUCAAAGAAAAUUACUAUUCAACGGAAAUGUGAAUGAAAAUUAUCUGUUUGGUCCGUGGGUAAUGAUAAACUCUCCAUUAUGAACAGAAUUUCCGAAUUGUCGCUGCAAAACAUUGGAAAAAUUAUAUUUGUACCAUAUAUUUUUCAUCUCACAUACAGCUCACUAUUAACUAAAUUUGCGCUGUUAAUUGCUGCAAUUAGAAAAUUGAAUUUUCUUAUAAGCACUCACAGGCGAGACAAUGUCAGAAAUUUAAAAUAUUGAUCGGCAACACAAACGACCCGCAUUUUUAUUCACAUUUCCCAUCCACGGCAUCAUGUAAAUACUGUAAGAAGCCUUUAACGAGUGCCGUUUUCAAGUUACUCAUCUGUGCGGCGUUGACACGCUGCAUAUAACAGGGGUUAUAACACUCAACUACUUGUAAUUAGAUACUUGUAAUUAGAUCUUCGAUUUGUUUUUAUGCUAAAAAUAUCAUGAAAGGUACGAAAGGCAUUUACAGUCACGCGAGACCCUCAGCACACGCGACAUGCUCAUCGCGAAUAUAGCUCGAUCCCGACGUGUAGGAGCUAUCCGACCGAUUAUGAUGAAAAAGAAAAAAAAUAGAAGAAGAAAAAGGAUCGAACGUGUGUCGGCCCGUUUUGUACAGGCACAUAAAUGAAGUAUUUCCCGCCUAGGAUGACGAUUAUCCCGCAUUUUGCUGGGGACAACACAAACGUAAUAUUCUGACGAAAAUAAAAGUUCUUAGGACGUUCUCGCGGCCAAGUUGUUCGAAAUAGAUCACAAUCAUCGGCAUGGAUCACAUCAUUUAGAAGAAAUUUAUCGAAAACUUUCCCUACGUGGCGGCUGCGUACAAAUGCCGCGUUUUUUAUUGGUCUAUGGUUUUAAAAAACUGCAUUUUUGAGUUUUUGCUCGGAGAGAUCAAAAAAAUCCGUGGAAAAAUUGAAAAAUCUGGAUUUUACCUAAUUUCUUUCAUUCAUUCACGGAAGGAAAUUGAAAAAAUCGCGGAAAAAUUGAAAAAAAAAUUGGAUUUUUUCCAAGCCUUUAAAACUAUAGCGAUGUCUGAUGUUAUGUUACGUCACUGUAAGAACUAGCAUAAACUAGGCGCGGGUAAUCUCGGUUUCGUUUUCUUUCAUACGUUUUUCGGGUAAAACCAUUGUUCCUUCGAGAGUCGAGUAACUGAGUAAUUGAGCCGUUCUUUUAGAGGAGGAAGAAAAUUGGUUGAAAGUACACGACCUCUUGAUCGUCGGGUCUUAGAAAAUUACUUGCGUAGACUUGUUUUAUUCUAAGCGUCGCAGAGUUCACAGAGCAUGAAUAGAUUUUUGCACAUUUCUGCGAUCGAUUCUCGAUGCGUUCGUGAAGAUUGUAAAUUAUCGGAUUGUGGUUUGAACUCAUAUAGGUCACUCGUUUGUUUGAUUGUUCGCUAUUUAAACGUUAGAUAGAUAUGUAUAGUUGGCAAAGAAAGGAAAAGAGAGAAAGAGGAAGGAAGUGUGUGGCGUUUGAAGAAAUGAUUUUUAUGGUUAAAUAGUGGUAUAAAGUUCAUCCUUAAUUGGUACCUACUUGCGAUGUGUAAUCUUUUUUUUUAUAAUUGUAUAAAUCGGUUCGAAAAGAACUCAAAGUAGAGAAGAAUAUAAUUGCGUUCCGGGAAUUUGGUUUCUCCUUCGAUCUUACUCAACUCAGUCACAUUCAGCUUUAUUUAAUUAAUUAGAACGAUUAAACGUUACUUGAUAAUAUGUUUAAUUAAGUUACUUAAUGUUAUUUAAUCGGUUAGUUAGUUUAUUUCUUACGUUAUUCGAUCGAGAUGUAUCUGCAAAUGAUAGUUCAAGAACGUUAGUUCACACGAGACGUUGAAUUUCACAGGAUCGCGCUUGAUGAAUCGGUACCGAUUAAGGACACACCUCUAGGAGGGAGCGUGUCGUGAAACACGAUUGAUUUGCGCACGUUACGAUCAUGCUGGUCUCUUUUAAUACUUGAAUCUUACAAUUAGAUAGAUACAUAUUUAUACACGAAUAUAUCUCUGCCUCUGAAGCAACUCGAAGCUUCGCAUAAAUUUCGUGCCGACGUAAAGCACUGCGUCAGUAUCGCUUGUCAGUGUCGAGGAUGUAAAUUUUGUCUUAGGCUGAAAUUUUGUAAAAAAAAAAAAAGAAGAGACACACAGGUAUAAA